AGCCUUUCCGCCUGCCUGCCUCGCUCCGGAGCAGGCGAGCAGGCGCCAGCUGCACGGACAGCGGUCCCUGAGCCACAGAAGCCUGGCCCCAGCACUAUGGAAAUGGAGAUCCCUCCAACCCACUAUGCAGCCUCUCGGGCGGCCUCGGUGGCUGAAAACUGCAUCAACUACCAGCAAGGGACCCCCCAUAAGGUGUUUCAGGUGCAGACCGUCCAGCAGGCCAGCAAGGAGGAUAUUCCUGGAAGAGGAAACAAGUAUCAUCUUAAAUUUUCUGUGGAAGAAAUUAUCCAAAAACAAAUUGCAGUGAAUUGUAGAGCUGAAGUUCUUUACCCUCAAAUGGGACAAGCUACUGCACCAGAAGUCAACUUCACAUUUGAAGGAGAAAUUGGGAAGAACCCAGAUGAGGAAGACAACACAUUUUAUCAUAAACUCAAGUCCAUGAAGGAACCACUAGAAGUACAGAAUAUUCCAGACAGUUUUGGAAAUGUGUCUCCACAAAUGAAGCCAGUUCAGCACCUAGCCUUGGUAGCCUGUGGUUAUAUAAUGUGGCAGAAUUCAACUGAAGACACAUGGUAUAAAAUGGUAAAAAUUCAAACUGUCAAGCAAGUGCAAAGAAAUGAUGACUUUAUCGAAUUAGACUAUACUGUUCUACUUCAUGACAUUGCAUCACAGGAGGUCAUUCCUUGGCAAAUGCAAGUUCUUUGGCACCCACAAUAUGGUACGAAAGUAAAACAUAAUAGUCGUCUCCCAAAGGAAGUACAACUGGAAUAAACCAAGACCCUACCACUGAUGAAAUGAAGUGCUUGUCACUGAUGUGUGUGGUAUGCCAGUCCUCAUUGGUAUCUAGCCUAAAGAGCCAACACAUCCCAAACUAUUACUUUGUGUCAUGUUUUGAAUACAGUACAAAGUUGCCAUAAGAGUCUCAGUACAUAAAAACAAAAAUGUCUUUGUAACGUAACAAUACUAUGAAUAUCCCAUAAUAAAACAUUGCAGUUUCAGCAUUA
Messenger RNA from Jaculus jaculus (lesser Egyptian jerboa), 1004 nucleotides. RefSeq names its product latexin (gene Lxn). The transcript has 6 exons. The record is from RefSeq and is a predicted model, not a curated record. Gene Ontology annotation, molecular function: metalloendopeptidase inhibitor activity. NCBI's taxonomy places the organism in Eukaryota, Metazoa, Chordata, Mammalia, Rodentia, Dipodidae. The coding region runs from base 97 to 771 and encodes 224 amino acids.